CUUUCACCUCGAACGCCUCGAUUUCCCUCGACCCCGUAACUCCUGGGAAGGAAGCGAACCAGGGGAGAUCUGAGAAGGCGAGCCCCCGAAUUCGCCCUCCUCUGGUUGCGCUCCAUUCGAUCGAACCAUCGUCUCGUUCCUCGAUCUCGUCUGAUAAAAUGGCGGAAAAAAAAUCCCUUUUGAAUCCUGAUGCUGCUCCCUAUGUUCCUGUCUGGAAACUCUUAUAUGGAACAGGAGACAAGGUCACAGAACCGGCAGUUGGUCUGCCUGGAAAGGAUAAGGCUGUUGAGAACUCUAUAGAACAUCAGGUACCAGACACCUUGGACUAUGACAUUAAGAGCUUUGGAAAACUCGAUCUUUCUGGUGCAUCAUCCUCAAAAACAGAUCAGCUUGACAAUCUUGAUGAGAUUUUGCAAGAUGAAAUUAGUGAAUGGGAUGCAAAAGUUGAUCAUCUUUCAUCAAUUUUUCCUGAUAUUUCUGUGGAAUAUCUUGCUGAAUUGCUUAUUGUAAAUGGUGGUGAUCUCGAGGAGACAGUUUUUGUUCUCCAGCAAUUUGAGAGUGCUGGUGAUGGAUCUGAGGACCCCGUUCAAGCUGCUGUGGCCAACGAUGUUUCUGGUAUUGUUUCUGAGGAAGCCAGUUCUAGCGGGACAAAAGAUUGAAUUUGAUCUCAAGUAGGGGUUUCGUCUGCACAAUUGGGUUACUGCUGAACUUGCAUCCUCCUAUAUAGGAUAUAUCACACUGUUGAAGUAUAAAAAAAAUUUAGAUCUUUUAGCACAUUGAUGGUUUGCAUUAUAUGCAUGUUCUUGUUCUGGAACUUACUACUGCAAAUGUAAGUGGUUGUACAGUUCUUUUCUGUGUUCUGUAUGGAAUCAAGAUAUCUUGUUGCUCCAGCAAAUUUACACUAAAGUGAAGGCCGAGGUUCUAUUGAGAGUUAAUGGAGUUCAUGUCCUUUCUUUCUCAAUUUAAGGGUUUCAUGGCUGCCCUCAUAUCUUUGUAAACUUUGGUAAACAAUCAUUUGUUAAUGGAUGCACAUUUUGUGUUGGUUUCUUUUUACA
Messenger RNA from Musa acuminata subsp. malaccensis (wild Malaysian banana), 1055 nucleotides. RefSeq lists its product as uncharacterized. Gene Ontology annotation, molecular function: ubiquitin binding. The record is from RefSeq and is a predicted model, not a curated record. NCBI's taxonomy places the organism in Eukaryota, Viridiplantae, Streptophyta, Magnoliopsida, Zingiberales, Musaceae.